Molecule: messenger RNA, 1279 nt
Organism: Bombus huntii
Lineage: Eukaryota; Metazoa; Arthropoda; Insecta; Hymenoptera; Apidae
Product: venom protease-like
Exons: 5
Coding region: 519-893 (124 amino acids)
Biological process (GO): proteolysis
Molecular function (GO): serine-type endopeptidase activity
Source: RefSeq, a predicted model, not a curated record
UACUGCAAAGAAUGAACUUUAAAGGCAUUAAACAGCACAUCAAUGUACAUUUCAAUUAGACUAAAUAAUAAUGCUAUGAUUUUAUCGGUAGUAACUUUACUUAUUAACUUGAAUUAUUUCUUUCUUUUACUUCAUGUUAGGAAGAGUAUCUUUUUGCUUGAAAUAAAAAAUUGAUAUAGGAGUAAUAUAUGGAUAGAGAAUCAAAAACUGUUAGGGCAGAAAUUACACGUUGAACUUUAUAGUUCAGUAUAGUUCAAAUAGAAAUUAUAUAGAAUUAUUUAAUAAUUUGUAUUCCACUGGAAUAAAAAUUUAAUUUCUGUCUUUAUCAAAUCUCUAUUUCAGAGUAUUUGUACGUAUGUACUUAUCGUCUGCUGUAUGAUCGAAUAUCGAAUAGGCGCUUGGCCAUGGAUCGCUGCAUUAGGUUUUCGUAAUCCCCGAAACCCAGACAAACCACUAUGGAAGUGCGGAGGUUCCCUGAUAUCGGCUAGGCAUGUUUGACCGCAGCACAUUGUGCACAUAUGGAUGGAAUAGAAAACAUACACAAUCAUAAUAUUGUCAUUCUUAGAUUGGUGGAGGAGGUGCCAUUUUCGAGGUACGUAUAUCCCAUUUGUACGAAAGAGCCCCUACGAAAGAGCAACUUCGUCGGCUAUAACCCCCUUGUUGCUGGAUGGGGAGCAUUAAGAUAUAGACGACCACGACGUAAUGCAUUAAUGGAAGUACAAAUGCCAGUGAUUAAGAACGCCGAAUGCAAAAUAGCUUAUUCCAAAUUUCCUAAUGCACCUGAUAUCACUGAUGGUAUAAUAUGCGCCGAACAUGCUCAGGGUGGAGAGGAUUCUUGUACGGCUGACCGCGGCGGACCACUGCUGAUACAACAUGAAUUAACUCGUAUUUAAUAGGUAUUGUGUCUUAUGCUUAUAAGUGCGGCACAGCUGGGUAUCCCAGCGUUUACACUAGGGUCAACAUCGUACCUUGACUUCAUUCUCCAAGCGAUGCAAUAAUAUGAUAUUACUGUUCCAUAAAUAUCAUUGUGUAAAAAACGUAAAGUUGGAUUUUCUUAUUGUGGAGAUAAGAAACAGCUCAAAUUUACAUUGUUUUGUACGUUACAAAUUAUAGGCUUAAAAUGUACGAAAUGUAACUUUGAAACGACACUAAUUUUUUACGCACGAUAAACCUCCACGACUUAGGUAUGUAAAGAUGAUAAACGUAUAUUAAUUCUAUAAAUUUGGUAAUAAUAAACCACUUUCUGAGAAGUUCUGUAAAUUUCGUUUCUGUUGUAUCA